AUGGAAGAGAGGGUGCCACUUCUGCCGCAUCACACGUUGCGGAACGGCGACGGACGGGAGGAGAAGUGCGUCGGCGGCUGCGGCGGCGUGAGGUGGUGGAGGGACCUGCUGGCGCGGGAGGCCGGCAAGGUCGGUUGCGUGGCCCUGCCGAUGGCGGCCGUGAGCUUGUCGCAGUACGCGGCGCAGGUGGCGUCCAACAUGAUGGUCGGCCACCUCCCUGGCGUCCUCCCGCUCUCCGCCUCCGCCAUCGCCACCUCCCUCGCCACCGUCUCCGGUUUCAGCCUCCUCAUUGGGAUGGCAAGUGGAUUGGAAACUCUAAGCGGCAAACUCCUGAUCGUCAUAGGUCAGGACCCCUUGGUUUCAAAGGAAGCUGGGAGAUACAUAGCCUGGCUGAUUCCAGGUCUCUUUGCAUACGCCAUCAGCCAGCCUCUCACAAAAUUUCUACAGUCUCAGAGUCUGAUAAUUCCUAUGCUUUGGUCCUCCAUUACAACUUUGCUCUUGCACAUUCCUCUUUGUUGGUUAUUAGUGUUCAAGACCAGUUUGGGGUAUAUUGGAGCUUCUUUGGCGAUAAGCUUGUCAUAUUGGUUAAAUGUGAUUAUGCUUGCUGCUUACAUCAGAUAUUCGAAUUCUUGUAAGGAGACCCGCUCACCUCCUAUUGUUGAGGCUUUCAAAGGAGUUGGUGUGUUUCUACGCCUAGCUCUGCCAUCUGCACUGAUGUUGUGUUUCGAAUGGUGGUCUUUUGAGAUCCUUAUUCUUGUCUCAGGGAUUUUACCAAAUCCAGAGCAGCAAACUUCAGUUCUUUCAAUCUGUUUGACGACUAUCACGUUAAUGUAUACUAUACCUUAUGGGCUUGGAGCGGCUGCAAGCACUAGGGUAGCAAAUGAAUUGGGUGGUGAUAACCCAGAAGGAGCUCGAUCAUCUGUUCGGGUUGUCAUGUGUAUUGCAGUGAUGGAAGCAGUUAUAAUCACAAUUAUACUGUUAGCGUCACAGCACAUCUUGGGCUAUGCAUAUAGCAGCGAUAAGGAUGUUGUCGCGUAUGUCAAUGCAAUGGUUCCCUUUGUGUGCGUCUCUGUUGCUGCUGACAGUCUACAAGGUGUUCUAUCAGGUAUCGCCCGAGGAUGCGGGUGGCAACACUUGGGCGCCUAUGUCAACCUGGGUUCGUUCUAUCUCGUUGGGAUUCCAACAGCACUCUUCCUCGGCUUUGUUCUGAAGAUGGAAGCGAAAGGGCUUUGGAUGGGCAUUUCCUGCGGCUCCAUAGUGCAGUUCUUACUUCUUGCCGUCAUAACAUUCUUCAGCAACUGGCAGAAGAUGUCUGAGAAGGCAAGGGAGAGAGUUUUCAGCGAUGAGCCGUCAGAUAAGGAACCUUUGGAAUCGGAUGGAUCAAAUUUGUUCUAA
Molecule: messenger RNA, 1395 nt
Organism: Miscanthus lutarioriparius
Lineage: Eukaryota; Viridiplantae; Streptophyta; Magnoliopsida; Poales; Poaceae
Source: the annotation of a GenBank genome assembly